AUGGUUAUCGGAGUGUUUGUGUUCCAGAGUAUUGACCCUGUUCUCGCGAAACAAUCAUUCUAUGAAGUCAUUUUCUUCGAAUUCAUUACAAUCUCUACAAUUGGAUACGGUAACCAGUACCCGCAGACGCCAUCUUCUCGAAUAUUCUCCAUAAUUUUCUCAAUUAUUGGAAUUCCGCUUCUCGUUGUAACUCUCGGAAAUUUCGGAAAAUAUUUGACAAAAUUCUAUUGGAAAGCACGAGGAUGGAUUUGUUCGGAGAAAACUGAUAGAGAACUGGUAAAUGAUGCCGAUAUGCCUGGUUAUAUGAUUGGAAUUCUCUAUCUUUUGACAUUUUCAAUUGGUUUCCUCUAUAUUCCACAUUCUGGUGAAGCGUACUCAACUGAUGAUUGUUACUUCAGUUUCAUCAGUUUUGCAACUGUUGGAUUCGGAGACAAAGUUCCUCAAAUUGACACUUUUCUGAAGUUUUGCAAAGUGACGUCUUAUCUCAUGUGGGGGAUGAUUGUGAAUAUCAUGCUCAUCAGUUACAUGACAACAUGGUUCAAUUAUAUUUUCGCCCGUACACCAUACCGCGGUCGUGAUGUUGAAGUAUUGAUUGGAGGGCAAUGUAUUACUGUAUCAGAGAUUACAUCACUUGUUGCCCAACAAUUCCAUGCUUCUCCUCAUGAUGUCCGUUCGAUUCUUCAUGAUAUUGAUGAAAUGAUGAAUAAUUUGCAAGCCAAGGAGACAUCUGAUGAUGAUAGUUCGGAAGCUCUUGUUCAGUAA
Messenger RNA from Caenorhabditis remanei, 762 nucleotides. RefSeq lists its product as uncharacterized. Gene Ontology annotation, molecular function: potassium ion leak channel activity. Gene Ontology annotation, cellular component: membrane. The record is from RefSeq and is a predicted model, not a curated record. Gene Ontology annotation, biological process: stabilization of membrane potential; potassium ion transmembrane transport. The transcript has 4 exons. The coding region runs from base 1 to 762 and encodes 253 amino acids. NCBI's taxonomy places the organism in Eukaryota, Metazoa, Nematoda, Chromadorea, Rhabditida, Rhabditidae.